GAGGUAUCAAAGCCUGGCGCCAUUGACGUGCGCAGUCUGUUUGGUGCUGUUGUCAUUUUGAUAGCGACGAAGGCAAAGGGUUAGAGGGAAUUUCUCGUUUCCCUCCAAAAGUUCCUAGUCGAAUUAGUCGAGAGUCAAGUAACGAUCGGUUCGCGUGUGCGUCCUGCCGCGUCCUGUCUCUCCUCGCUUGUUCAUAUUCCGUUUCCCAUCCUCGUUGCUGCAAGCCAAGUUUUGACAAGAAAUUUUUUUUCAAUCGUUUCCGUUUUGGUCGGCAGUGUGCAAAAUUCACUUAUCAAUUUCAACCGCUCGUGUGUUUCAUUCUGGGUCAGUUUGAGAGAGAGAUAGAGAGAGCCAUCGAAAAGUUCCAAAAACAACAAAACAACGAUGGGUGAUUCAUUCGUCCGGCAGUCGGGAGUGAUUUGUAUAAAUUUCCAUCUCGAAAACAUUCCAAGGCCGUCGAAAAAAAAGUGGGGAAGAAAAUUAGAAAAGAAAAAAAAAAGUUUAAAAUACAGAUUUCUCUGUGGUUCUUCUAUUUUAAUAUUUAAAACUAAAAAAGACAGCGGCCAUUCUUCUCUGCCUCGCCACGCCAUUCGCGGCGCAUCGUGCCAAAACUCGAAAAAAGAGCAACAAGUUUUCACCAACUUUGCCCCCACAAAGUGAAAAUGGCUUCCCCUUUAGUUUUCUUUCCUCACCGAUGGCUCCUGUUGCUGAUUUGGUUCGCCAUCGUUAACGCCUCUCUGCCAACAUCACCCAGUAACAACGUGACCUGUUCAUCGGUUCGUUCAGCCUAUCGUGCCAAGGGAUCGCCCGACCGAGACGUGCCACAAUCCCAACUACCCAUUGCAGCAGUUUUACAGAUAUUUCCAGGAGACUUAACAAAGAAACAGCCUUGAAUUAUCACGUUCAACCGACCAGCAAUUGACUGGAAGGCUGUGCCUAGAGGAAUCAAACAAUUCAAAAUUCGUUAGCAGGUGUGCACAGUUAGUCUUAUACAGUUUUCCAACAAGGGAAGAAGUUGAGAUUUGUCGCUUCCAAAAACGCAAUAGUUAAACAUUAUUUCGAAGAAUCGUGGGUGUAAAAGAAAGUAUUUGGCGUUAGGCUUUUGACUAUAAAAAUGGUGCGUAAGAAAACUUUUUGUCAACGUGUCUUCGUCAUCGGCACAGCGGCAGUUUGUGCGUACACCUUUCGUUUUCUAAUUCUGGCGAAUGUUUCGCCAAUUAUCAAUAAUCAAAAUUUACCUUUACCAAUUGUUGCCUUGACCUCUAAGACACUUAUUGAGUCUCUGGGAAACAGUAUCAAACAAGUUCGUCCUAAAGCUAACGAGCAUGACAAACUUGUGAGUUAUCCUUGGAAGGAUGAUCCAACUUGCAAAAAAUUUACUGUUCAGUUGGCAGAUAGAGAUAGCCUUCCUAAAUGGGCGUUGACAUCAUUUCCCGGUAGCGGCGUCACCUGGACGAGGCAGAUGAUUGAAGGUAUUACAGGUAUUUACACAGGCUCAAUUCAUGAACAGGAUCCUCCUCCAGUACAAUUGGAAGGAGUAGGCCUUGAUCAACUCGGUAUUAGAGACGAUCCUUUUUGUGGAUGCACUAUAAUUGACAAGGAUCAUGAAGCAACAAUCACUGUAGAUGGAAUGGUUGAUUAUUUUCGACUACUUUACAUCGAGGGCUAUUCGGAUAUACUUCGAAAUGUAUAUGACUACCGAGGUGUUCUUCUACUGCGAAACCCGAUGGAUGUUGUUUUCACGUAUCGGCAUUGGCAGCUAGCAGGGAAAGUAGGGAAGGCUCCCCAAGAAGCUUUCCGGGGACCACAAUGGAAUAAAGUCGUAAAAUUUGUUGCCUACGCUUGGGCGGACCAUGCCAUCCGCUGGAUAGAGCAAAUCGAGAAGGGAACUGUCAUAUUUUACGAGCAGUUACUUGGUCGCAACGCAUCUACAGAAUUGGAGCGACUUUUUGACGCUAUGGAUUUCAAGCCGAGACCGCUAGAUCCGGACCGAAUGCGAUGCACGCUGGAUCACAGAGAUCGCGCCGACCAUAAGAGGUUGAACAAGAGUUGGAUGCCGUUGGAGGAAGAGCAAAGGCUAUUAUUUAUAGAAUCAAUCCAUCGAGUCCAACAAAGCCUUCGACGGCGAAACUGGCCACAGCUUCCUGUACAUCUGUACGACCUUCAUGGCCUUUAUAAUCAAACCAUCCUUUGAUUCAAAGCACUAGAAAUUCUCUAUACGAGCAUCGCAGACUUCCGUGUGCCGAGGUUACUCGACACACCCAAACCAAGUAAAGGUUUGCUGAUUACAUGUGGUUAAUCAUACACAUUCGACCAAUCCAUCAGAAGAUAUCUACUCACAAGCGCACCUGUGAUUAUAAUUCGAUAUACGUUUUGUACCUCCGGCUAUUCUUUUGAUCUGGCUGGAGAAUGGUUGUAGGCUUCAACAAAUCGUAGCAUGUUCAACUUGAUACACUCUGCGAUGAAUCACUCUCUUAAAUUCGUGUUGAUAUCAACGAGUUGACUACAAUUGCAUACAUAAUACCAGGGCGAACUAAAAUUGAAGCUUCUCCGUUAGGUUUCACAUUAUUUAUGAUUUUUUUUUGCAGUAAAUUGUUUCAUAUCCAAGAAGGAAAAGGGAAAUACAAAAAAAUGAAAUUUGUAA
Daphnia magna is the source of this 2644-nucleotide messenger RNA. Its product is annotated as WSC domain-containing protein 1. Bases 1115 to 2194 code for a protein of 359 amino acids. The transcript has 6 exons. The record is from RefSeq and is a predicted model, not a curated record. Lineage: Eukaryota; Metazoa; Arthropoda; Branchiopoda; Diplostraca; Daphniidae.